AUGAUUGCUGAUAAGAUUGAAAACUCAAAUCUAGAAUACAGCACUAUUACUUCUACUCAUCUCGUAGACAUACGCGAAAUAGCUAAAGAGAUUAACAAAAUAAUAUGCGAAAACCUCCCGAACAACGAAUACAGAAUAAGCUCGGUAACUUCAAAAGCCAUUGACACCCUCAAUCACACUCGGCGAAAAUACUCCAACGCUGGAUGUUCAAAAUCAGAAAUAAUGGGCGAACCAAGUAAAGAAAAAAUAGCGGCAUUAACAGCAACGAUGCAAAGAAGGGAUAUGUCACGCUGCAGAGGGG
This is a messenger RNA of Racocetra fulgida, 301 nucleotides long. The record is from the annotation of a GenBank genome assembly. Lineage: Eukaryota; Fungi; Glomeromycota; Glomeromycetes; Diversisporales; Gigasporaceae.